This is a messenger RNA of Microdochium trichocladiopsis, 1299 nucleotides long. RefSeq lists its product as uncharacterized. The record is from RefSeq and is a predicted model, not a curated record. The transcript has 2 exons. Lineage: Eukaryota; Fungi; Ascomycota; Sordariomycetes; Xylariales; Microdochiaceae. The coding region runs from base 1 to 1299 and encodes 432 amino acids. Gene Ontology annotation, molecular function: nucleotide binding.
AUGGCCUCCAUAGUGGGCUUCCUGAGCCGCAAUUGGCAGUUCUUCUCGCCGCCCACGGUGCCCAAGGGACCGCAGCCUCUGCGCUUCGGCGUCAUCAGCGCCGCCAACAUCGUUCCCAUGGCCUUCCUGUCCCCGGCCUCCACCCACCCCGAGGUCGUCGUCACCGCCGUCGCCGCGCGGGACCCCGCCAGGGCCGCCGCCUUCGCCAAGAAGCACAAGAUCCCCAACGUCAAGGAGUCGUACCAGGCCCUCCUCGACGACCCGGACAUCGACUGCGUGUACAUCCCGCUGCCCAACGGGCUGCACUACGAGUGGGCCGUCCGCGCCCUCAGGGCCGGCAAGCACGUGUACCUCGAGAAACCCGCCGUCUCCAACGCCAUCGAGGCCGAGAAGCUCUUCAACAGCCCCCUGCUCAAGGACCCGGGGGCCCCCGUCCUGCUCGAGGCCGCGCACUCGUGGUUCUACCCUGCCUGGUCGCGCUUCAUGUCCUUUGUCGACCCGGCGGGCAUCGAGAGGGCCACGUCCAACAUGCUCGUCCCGACCGGCUUCAUCGCGGACAGCGACAUCCGGUACGACUACGCCCUGGCCGGCGGCGCCAUGAUGGACACGGGGCCGUACACCAUGGGCGCGCUGAGGCUCGCGUUCGGCGGCGGCGUGCCGGUCAGCUGCGAAAAGGCCGAGUGGAAGCCGCUGCCGGGUGUGGACAGGGCAAAGGCCGAGGUGGACGCCGCGUACGAGGUACACUUCCGCUUCGCGAACGGCGGGCUGGGCAUAGCGCGGGGCACUCUGAAGAUGCCGCUGUCGGAGUGGGAGAUGCCCAACAGGAUCGAGGUCGUGCACAAGCCGCGAGUGAUGGUGGCGGGGGCGGGGGCGGUCGGCGAUGAAGCAGAGGAGCUCCGCAAGGCCGGCGUGUCUGUCAAGGACGGCCAGGAGGUCGUGCGCGUCCGGACAGUGUCGCUAUCGUUUUUCGUCAUGCCGUACGUCUACCAUACCGUGCACGUCCAGGACGAGUACACGCUUCGCGAGACCGGGCCUGCAGGAGGAGGCAAGACUGUCAAGAAGUGGACGAAAAAGGCGGACCACAAGGCGUACUCGUGGAAGGGGGCCGGCGUGGACCAGCCGGGCGAGGUGUACUGGCUCACCUACCGGCACUGCCUCGAGCAGUUUAUCAACAAGGUCCGGGGCCGCGAAACGAAGCAGUGGUUCGGGGCCGAGGACUCGAUCGCAACGGCCAAGAUGCUGGACAUGGCUUAUGAGGCGGCAGGGCUGAAGCUGCGGCCGACGAGCACGUACGAAUAG